Molecule: messenger RNA, 1165 nt
Organism: Myzus persicae (green peach aphid)
Lineage: Eukaryota; Metazoa; Arthropoda; Insecta; Hemiptera; Aphididae
Exons: 1
Coding region: 514-1005 (163 amino acids)
Source: RefSeq, a predicted model, not a curated record
UUUUUUUUUUUUUAUUUAUUUUUUUUUAUUUUUUUUAUUUUUUUAUUUUUUUAUUUUUUUUAUUUUUUAAAUGUGUCUUAACUUUACAGGGAAGACUAUGGAAAAUGUAAGAAAUAGAUUAAAAAAAUGAAACUCGUUUCGGAUGAAAAAACGUGUUCUAAGUUAAUUAACCGAAAUACGUUUAAGGACAUUACAAUUUAUAACGAAAACCUAGCGGUAAUACAUUUGGAUAUAGAUGAAUUGAAAUUUGAUAAACCAAUAUACGUAGGGAUGGCGAUUUUGGAUAUAUCAAAGACAUUAAUUUAUGAUUUUCAUUAUAACUCUAUGGUUAAAAGUUAUAGUUCAAAUAUUCAACUGAUGUAUACGAAUACAGGUACAUAUUAUAUACAUAUAUUGCAUAAAUGUUUAUUUACUAAUAAAUAAAUUUUUUUUUUUUCAGAUUCAUUGAUAUAUUAUAUAAAGACAUCUGAUUUCUACGCUGAUUUGUUGAAUAACCCUGAUCUUUUAAAUCGUAUGGAUACUUCAAACUUACCGAUCAAUCAUCCAUGCUAUUGUAUCGACAGGAAGAAAUUACCUGGGACUUUUACUGACGAAGCGGAUGGAAAAGCUAUUACAGAGUUUGUUGCACUACGAUCUAAAUCAUAUGCAUAUAAUCUAUCGGGUGUAGAAAAAAUCAAAGCGAAAGGUGUCAGAGGUCAUGUCGUUAAAAAUCAUAUGAGUUUAGCAGAUCAUAAACAAUGUUUAUUUUUCAACGGCACAACGGUUGAUAGUGAUACUGGUAGAGGCAUAGCUAUAAAACAAUUCGAGUUGUUUAAAUCUACAGGUCACACGCCUUCAACAAAACAGUAUACACCGUUUCGAGUAAACAUAUCACUAAGAUCUUUUAAACAUCAGAUGAAAUCAAUUUCAACAGUUAAAUUAGCUUUAAACCGAUCGGACGAUAAGAGGAUAGUCCUUGAAAACCAAAUUAAUACCUUGGCUCAUGGACAUUACAGUUUAGAGUGAGUUGAGAUAAAUAGAUAUUAUCAUUCUUUAUAUAAUAAUAAUCUAAUUAUAUCUAUGUUGCAGUCAAGAAGAGGAGAAUUUAACUAACACACAAUCAUGAAGUCUUCAUUAUAAUUGAUUUAUUAUUAUUUGUGCGUCAUUAAAACAGUAUAUAAUAUAU